Molecule: messenger RNA, 5875 nt
Organism: Gallus gallus (chicken)
Lineage: Eukaryota; Metazoa; Chordata; Aves; Galliformes; Phasianidae
Gene: PRR35
Product: proline rich 35
Exons: 3
Coding region: 730-3282 (850 amino acids)
Source: RefSeq, a predicted model, not a curated record
GCUGUGUGCAGUUCUGGAUCCAGAGCUCUGGCACCGGCACCGGGAACCUGCCGGGCUGUGAGAUGCUGAAGCAGGGAUGCGAUCGGGUGAUGGGGAGCCCGUGGGGCAGCAGUGCAGAGACACAAUCCCCUCAUCUGGCCCCAAAGAGAGGUGCCAGCCCAGAGUAUCGGGCACUCCGGGAGAGGUUUGGUUUGGGGCAAUUCAAGUAUGCACAGGGAUCCCGGGGUGGGGAUGGAGUGGGUAAAUGAUAAAUGCUGCAGAGAGCUGGACUGGCACCCAGAGCAUUGCCUGCCCAUGGGAAAAGGUGACGCAGGGAGGGGGGAUUCUUCCUCCAGCCCUCUCCUCCCUCCCGUGUCACCCCAUGGAGCCGAGCAGUGGUGCAAGGAGGCAGCCCUGAGCCGCUCACGCUCGUAGCCCUGAACCAGCCAUGAGCUCGCUGAGCACAUCCUCCUCCGGCCCAGCUAGUUUCGCUCCCAGCCUGCUCCGUCUGUGUGCACUGAGGCUGUUUCUGGGGCUGAGCUGCUUUUGGCAAGCCAGGCUUCCACUGGCCUGUCCACCCCCCAAGCCCCGCGCACCUCCUCCCCGACACCGCUCUGCCAGGGCCAUAGCAAAUCAGAGAGAAGCCUGCGGGGCAAAUCGGGCACACAGAAGUUCCUGGGGAGGUGGAGUGAGAUUUAGGGACUGAGCCCCUCUGCUCCCACCAGGAGCCAUCUCCAGACACCCACUGCCAUGUCCAAGGACGACGUGGGCUGCAAGCUGACCUCUGUCUACAAACACAAGGAGAGGAAGCCAAAAAAGCCCCACUACAUCCCGAGGCCAUGGGGCAAGCCCUACAACUACAAGUGUUUCCAGUGCCCCUUCACGUGCAUGGAGAAAUCCCACCUCUACAACCACAUGAAGUACAGCUUGUGCAAGAACUCCCUCUCCCUCCUCAUCGAGUCUGACUGGCCCUACAAGAAGGGCAACCUGCUUCACCCGGAGCUGCGGCUCCUGCAUGCCACCGAGGCCACGCGGCUGCGCGGGCGGCAGGAUGAGCCGGAGACCUGCGACUCCUCGGCCACGUCGGGAGGGUCGGGUAGGAUCAAGCAGACCCCUGGCAGAGGCGGCCACGAGGAGAAGUCGGCAUCGGGAGUGGAGAUCCUGCCUGCUGAAGGGGCUGGGGAAGAAGGCAGCCCGUUCCAAGAGGAGGAGGAGGAUGUGGCUGGCCUCUUGAGGCAGAUGGAUGCGGGGGAAAAGAAGGAGAAAAAUGAAGAGGCAGGUUGCCAAGGUGAUCCAGCUGAACCAGAAGUGAACACUUUGGUCUUUGGCUUCAAGAACAAGAGAGAUAAGCCUUGCAAGGAGGUGGAGCCCGACUUCAUCAUCACGGAUGUCUUCUCCCUCAAGAACCAUGUCAUGAAAAGCAGAGAAAUGGCCUCCCCGGACCUAGAAGCUAAGCCAAAGCAUUGCAAAGUGCCAAAGAAAUGCCUGGCCAGUGGCGGGAUCCUCAUGGAGCAGUGGAAACUGGUGGCAAAUGGGCAAAGGAGGAGCACACCUGAGGUCUCCCCACCUUGUACCGACAGCAACAUCAUCCCAUGCUAUCCACCUCCAGCCUACAGUGACUACCACGAACCUCAGGGCCUCAACCUCUCACUGCUGGGCAUCAACUAUCCGCUGAACCCCAGCCUGUUCUCCUACUUGAGCCCCACCAUGGCCAACAGUGCGACAACACACCCGCACUUGGCUCAGCUGCCAUUCCUGGCCUCCACGGCCCAGCUGAUGCACCCACACGCUUCCCACUUCCAGCCCCUGCAGAGCCCCGAGCGCUCUGCCUUCCUGCCUCGCUUCUACUACCCUUUGCUCUUUGAGCACACCUUCAGCUCCGCCGAAGGCAAGAUGUCCUCCAGCAAGCCAGAGGCCCAGCAGCUGGUGGGCUCGGUCAUGCCCACGCCUCCCCAAGCCAAGACUCCCAGUGAGCCAUCCAAACCAGGGCUGCUGAAGGUACCGGUGCUGAAAACGAGUUUUCCUUGGCCCAAAGGUGGUAGAGAGGAGCCAGCCCUUGAGCUCAGCCAUGGACACAUGCUGGGGCAGGAAGAAGACAAGUGGCUGUCCCAAGAGAAGGAGAGCAACCCAGACCUGGGCCUCAACAACCUGCGCAAAAAGCCAACUGCUGACAUCUUCCAAAACCUGGUGGGGAUGAAGGAUGGCACUUUUGCCCCCAGCAGCAUCCAGAAGGCAGAGUUGACAGCAGUGACCUGCCUGGAGACUGGCAGUCCCACAGGCAACAACCUGAAGAGGAAGCUCCCUUCCAAUGAUCUGGAUUUGAUAGGAUCUGAAAUGCUGAUGCCUGGAAAAGUCAGCUAUCAGAGCAGUGGUUCGAGGGCCAACACCGGCCACAUCCCCAGGGCUCUGGAUCACUGGCACAUGGAUGUCCUGGCGGGCUGGCCUGAGGAACCUGAGAGGGGCAAAGACCCUGAAUGCCCACCCUCUGCAGGUGCUGCCCCUGAGCACGGCCUCUGCAAGCAGAGCAGACCGCAAGAGCCUUCUGCCGCCAUGACAGACUCUGAGGCUACAACCGUGCUUAUUGGGGACCUGUCCAAAACCUUAGAGGAGUACCAGGAGGUGGAGAAGAAGCUGUCUGAUCUGGCAAAGGAGGACACUCCUGGGCAAAAAGAGCUGAGGGACCAGCUGGUCAAAAUCCGAAGGGAGCUCUACCACAUCCACCAGGCGCUGGAGAAAGCUGCCAAACCCCACGAGGGGCCCCUGGACCUCUCGGUGAAGAGAUCCUCCGAGGGCCUGGAGAAGUGCCCGCAGACCAAGAAGGAAACAUGCGGCGUAGGCCUGGGAAUGGAGAAGCUCCACGGCAAAGACCAAGGGGCCCUCAACAAAUGUUCAGCCCCAGCUGAGGCUGGAGAUGAAGAAGGGCUGCCGAGCUGCCUCCUGGAGGCCGAGAACAAAACCAUCGACCUGCUGAUCAAGAUGAGCCACUCCGAGAGCCUCCGGGCGUCCUCCUCCGAGCCCCACCUGGGUGCCGUGAUCAAGGCCGAGGUGCUGCCCCUCGCCAUGCCUCUGGAGCUGAGGCACGUCAUGGAGCCCUACUACAGCCGCACCACCAAGUGUGAGGCGGACUCCAGCGUCCUGCUGUGCUCUGAUGGCAGAUCCAGCACCACCCAGGGCCCUCCGCUCCCCGUCGCUGCCGAGGAUGGGCCGCUGGGCUGCCGGGCCAUGCAGCGCUCCCUGUCCUGCAGCCUUCCCAAUGAGACAGACACGGUGUGUGUCCACAGCCCUUUGCAUGCCGACCCCUAAGUCCACCUUGCUUGAAAGCUCCUGGAUCUCACUAGCCACCUCAUGCUUGACCUUCCUAGUGUCCCACCUCUCCGGUAUCCCUCCUGCCCACAGAUGAAAGCUUCACCACCGCCUGACUCCAUAAAGUGUAAGAAACCAGCCCAAGACCCCCUCCCCACUGUCCUUUUGGGCUCUGCAUGCUCAACAGCCUCAGCUCCCCUGUCCUGGAGCUCCCUUUGGAAGGGAAGUCACUAGCGGGCAAGAAAAGUGAACUGCUAAAAGCACCAAGCUUUCCGUUGAAGGCUCAUCCAACCUUCUCAUCAGAGACUCUCAGGGACUUCUGCAACCCAGCUCCCAUGGCAGGGGAGGGACCACAAAUGGGGUGUCUGUAAGACCAAGCCUGGGUCCAGAUGUGGUUGUGCUCAAAGAGACUGUGGCUGUCAGCUUUGUACAGAGUAGAGCUGUGACAGCUUCAUCCCAUGGUGGCUUCAGGGUCACAGAAGGGAAGUGUUUGCCCAGAUGAACUGACCCAGAGGCCAAGUACCUCCCACACUGUAAAGACAAGAACAUCUUCCCAGCCACAACCACAAGAAGAUGCAAUAGCCACCUUGCCUCAAAGCAUGGCUCCACACCUGGGUGCGGAGCUCUCUGUCCAGAGGACUUGCCAUGCAUGGGUACUGCUGGGCUGCGGGGACACGUUCCUGCCCAUAGUUCUUCCAGCGUCUGGCUCUUUUUCUUGCCUUUACACAGAAAUGACUUUCCCUUCCUCUGUCCCCUUGGCCUCUCCCCAUGCAGACACGAUGCAUGCUCCUCACAAAGACCCAUGUCACUCCCAUGAGCUCCUGCCCACUAGUCCUAAACUCCCAAAUGAUGGUAAAUAGGACAGCAAAAGGGGUGAGAUGGUGGUGCUGCGAGCCCCGCUGCUCAAGAUACAAAGAUGCUGAAAACAACUGUAAAGGGACUUUGGGAUAUGCAGCUCCUUGGCCUGCCCCAAGCUGGAAUGACGCCAAGCAACCAUCAGUCUGUCCCCUUCCACCAUGCUGGGCAGGGUCUGCUUGGGGUCGAGAAGUCCCUAUGCCUGGGUCAGGCUUUCAUGGUUUUCCUUCCACCAUGGUGGGUACAAUGUGCUCUCCUCAGCCCUUCUCUCUUCCAUCCACACACUCUGUUCAAGAAAUGGUGGGGUCACAUUUUAGCACGAGGUCCUUCAACCUUGUGGCUGGUAUUGCCGUGAGAGAGCCCAGAUGAGGGGUGGGGAUGGCAGGACAAAGAGGACAGCAAAGCUGCCAAAAAGGGGCCUGUGCAGCACAGCAUGAGAGAUUUAGGCACUGGCACUUCUCUGGGCACAAGGUGGACAGUGCUGCUGUGUCUGAAGAAGGCAAGGCCCCAUGUGCAGCCUCCCAGGUGCUUUGAUGGACGUAGACAACAGAAGAAGCUGACUCUUCUCACCUGACUGCCCUUUGGACAAGGCUUGCACCCCAUCAGAGGGGGUUAUUUCUCACUCAAGGACUUUGCUCAGAGCACACACAUCUCCAAAGGUCUCUCUGGAGACGGUGGGCUGCAGUGGGGGGCACUGAGAAGGAGAGCACGCUGAGCUCAGCUCCACAGCUCCAGCUCCAGGUCUUCCUGAUGAGCCAUGUCCUGCUGCUUCCCAGUAUGGCCCUGGCUCCACCAGACCAGUGGUGGCCAUGGGACCCAGCCACAAGAAAUCCCAGAGCUUGGGCUCAGGAUCCUUGAUUCUGGAGCCCAGGGGAAGUGGAGCUGAGCCUUUCUUUCUGGGUUUGAACAGUGCUGUGAUCUUCAGAUGCUGUAACAUUAUGGGCACAGCAGCCCCCUCCAUACCAAGCUCCUUGCUCAUGCUACCCACUCCCAGCAGCCUAUCUGCCUCCCUCCAGCCUCUUCUGCCACCCUGUGCCCCUCUGUCCCACUGAGUCCCUCCUGUCAACCCACCCCUUCCUGUCUCCCUCAUCCCACAGAUCUCCCCUACAGCAGCAUCUCCCCAUUCCUCCUCUCAGGCUCUUUCCCCCAUACCACCUUCUUCCAUGCCAGGACCCUCGCUCAUCCCCAGCAGGGCACACAGAGGCUGGAGCCCUGUUUUUCUGUGCUAUCCACCCCUGCCCACUCAGCCCUUACCUCCUCUGAGGAACAAUACCACUUCUGGGUCCCUCUGCCCACCCCAGAGCCCCAUCUCUUCCCUGCCCCGAGCAGCACAUUGUACUUCCUAGCAGAUCCUGGGCAUCUUAGAGGUCUGAGACACCAGUGAAGGAGCUGGGCUCCCAGACCACCAGCCCUGGGCUUCAGCAGGAGGUCUGUGCCCAGACCACCACACAGUGCUGCCUUUCUCCCUUUUAGCUGAUGUAUUGCUCGAGCACAGGUUGCCUCCCCACACCAGUCCGUGGCUCCAUCCCACCACCCCCAUCUGGGACCCCCCCCGCCCCCACUUACCGGUGCCUGGGGCGGCAGCCGGUGCCCGCAGCCCUCGCUGCAUCACUCACGGCCUCUCCCACCUCCGCAGAAAGCCGGGGGGCAGGCAGGAGGUAGAGGCCAACCACACGCUAUUUAUUGUUCACAGUUUUACGAAUGUACAAAACGAAAACCAAACCAUUAAAAAGAAAAA